This is a messenger RNA of Juglans regia (Persian walnut), 1229 nucleotides long. Its product is annotated as protein TRANSPARENT TESTA 1. The record is from RefSeq and is a predicted model, not a curated record. NCBI's taxonomy places the organism in Eukaryota, Viridiplantae, Streptophyta, Magnoliopsida, Fagales, Juglandaceae. Gene Ontology annotation, cellular component: nucleus. Bases 177 to 929 code for a protein of 250 amino acids. The transcript is spliced from 3 exons. Gene Ontology annotation, molecular function: DNA-binding transcription factor activity. Gene Ontology annotation, biological process: anatomical structure development; regulation of gene expression.
UCCUCUAGAUCUCUCUCUCUCGCCAGCUUUACCUUGAAUCAUAAUAUCUCCCGGGCUAGCUCAACCGAGUCUGCCAUCUCAUUAUAAUGAAGACCACUUCCCAUUUAAAAUAUCAUGAAGUAGUACUCGAUCACAGGUGAGUUGAUGCUAGUAUAUUGUGCGCUAGCUCGUAUAUCAUGAAACCAUUUGAAAUUUCAUUUAGCUUUGGUCUGUUAGCUACCUCUGAUCCAGAUCAUGCUGAUACUGAGCCCCUCAAUCUUUUUCCAAGCGUGCGCCACUAUACUGAUCUUCAUACCCCACAAGUGAUGACACUAGAUCACGAAAAGUACCCGAGAGCAUGCAGUACUAAAGGUAAAGAGGAUGUCACCGUACUGGCCCUAAACAUUGGCCUUCCUAAUUGUUCAAGUGGCUCAAUUAAUCCAGAUAUAGCAGCUAAUAAUUAUUUGAUACCCACUCCCGAAGAAAUACACACUGGCUUCACUCAUUUCUCAUGCCACGUCUGCUUCAAAACCUUCAACCGCUACAACAAUCUUCAGAUGCAUAUGUGGGCGCACGGUUCACAAUAUCGAAGAGGCCCGGAGUCGCUUAAGGGAACCCAACCCAGACCGAUAUUAGGCAUUCCAUGCUAUUGUUGCGCCGAAGGGUGCAAGAACAGCAUAAGGCACCCGAGCGGAAAGCCUCUAAAAGAUUUCCGAACUUUGCAAAACCAUUACAAGAGGAAGCACGGGACGAAGCCCUUCGCGUGUCGCAAGUGCGGGAAGCACUUGGCAGUCAAAGGUGACUGGCGAACGCACGAGAAAAAUUGUGGCAAGCGCUGGCUUUGCAAUUGCGGUUCUGACUUCAAGCACAAGAGAUCGCUCAAAGACCACGUUAAAGCAUUUGGUUCUGGUCACAGCCCAUUUGCACGGCCUGUACCUGGAAGCUGUUGAGAUCCAAACUCGCGUCAACAAAGGUAUCGAUGGUACGCUUAUUGCACCAUUUUUGCUCGUGAGAGGUCACGCGUGCGAGCAUAUAUAUCAUAGGCCGAAUUGAAGGAUAGCACAUGCUGCGCAUCUAUGACUCCCAGGAAAGGAAAUAAAUAUAGGCCCCACAUAGUGAGAAUCAUGAGAUGAUCAUUUUGAGUGGAAUCUUAAUGAUUUUAGUUUUCUCUGAUUUGAAAACUCAACUCGUGAAAGAGGGAACAGAGGGUCAGUCAGGUCCAAUCUUGAUCAAUUCGAUGAUUUUUUACG